Molecule: messenger RNA, 1001 nt
Organism: Macroventuria anomochaeta
Lineage: Eukaryota; Fungi; Ascomycota; Dothideomycetes; Pleosporales; Didymellaceae
Exons: 2
Coding region: 197-721 (174 amino acids)
Source: RefSeq, a predicted model, not a curated record
UUCUUCCAAGCGUUUUCUUGUGAACGCAGUCGCACUGUGAACAUACAACGCUUUUAUCUGCAGACAGCUAUAUUGCUACUGCGCCAAACUCCCCGCAGCACCAAAUUACGAAUUGCGCCUCUCAUACCUACAAACCAACGAGCUCACCGCCUCCUACGAAACCUCACCUACGAACAGCAACACUUAGCUUCUCAUCAUGGCACUCAAGUUCCUCUCUCGUAGAUCGAUGAAGGGCGAAAAGGCUACUCUUGGCACUUCAUUCUGGUCACAUUUCACCCUUCCUGGGGCUAUUCUGAUCUUCCUACGCUUCUUUCAGUUCGUACUGGGUAUCACUGUCAUCGCGCUCUAUGCCGUCGACCUGGAUAAUGCCCGCAAAGCUGGAAAAUACACCGACUCGAAAUGGGUCUGGGCUGUCGUCUGCGGUACCCUGGGCGCCAUUAUGGCACUCGUAUCAUUGGCGCCUGUGAAGGCCUGGAUCUUCUUCUGGGUCGACUUCUUCGUCUUCGUCUGCUACCUUGUCGCAUUUGGCAUCUUCGGCAAGAUGUACAUUCCAGAGAACGCCGAGGGCAACAAAGGCAUAAUCCGCAUGAAGAACGCAGUUUGGUUGUUGUUGACCAACAUGCUUCUAUGGUUUAUUACUGCAGUGUGGAACGGCUUCUUCUUCUGGAGGGAACGCAAUGCACGUACUACACACACUGGACGUGCUCAUACGCACGUCUAAGUGUUCUUCCCUGAGAAUAGGAGAGAGUGCGUAGCAUGCAAGCUGACAGAGAUUGUGCAGAGAAUCAUGUUCGACGUUGAGCUGAACAUAUCUCCUUGGCCUUCUCCCGAGAAAUCACUACCGCCGGUCUUUACACCAGUACGAGAAGCGAAUGCUCCUGCGCGAGCACCACCUGUUUUAAAGCACUAUUGGCCUCCACCAUCUCUGCCGGUAUCCAAGCGUCCAGAUUCGCUGCCAGCUUUCCCUUUACCGCCUCCUUCAGCGACCGAGCCAGCGGCGU